GGGGAGCGCGCCCGGCGCUGGGAGCUGACUGGACCGCUCCAGACGGCGGCGCGUGCGGCGGCUCCUGAAAGCAGCGAGUUGGCCGAGCCCGGCUGCAUUUCCAGCAGGAGCUGCGAGCACUGUGCGGGCUCACAACAAGAUGCUCAAGGUGCCAGCCGUAUUGUGUGUGUGUGCAGCCGCUUGGUGCAGUCAGGCUCUCGCAGCUGCCGCGGCGGUGGCUGCGGCCGGGGGGCGGUCGGACGGCGGUAAUUUUCUGGAUGAUAAACAAUGGCUCACCACAAUCUCUCAGUAUGACAAGGAAGUCGGACAGUGGAACAAAUUCCGAGACGAAGUAGAGGAUGAUUAUUUCCGUACUUGGAGUCCAGGAAAGGCCUUUGAUCAAGCUUUAGAUCCAGCUAAAGAUCCAUGCUUAAAGAUGAAAUGUAGUCGCCAUAAAGUAUGCAUUGCUCAAGAUUCUCAGACUGCAGUCUGCAUUAGUCACCGGAGGCUUACACACAGUAUGAAAGAUGCAGGAGUAGGCCAUAAGCAGUGGAGGGGUCCCAUAUUAUCCACCUGCAAGCAGUGCCCAGUGGUCUAUACCAGCCCCGUUUGUGGUUCAGAUGGUCAUACCUACUCUUCUCAGUGCAAACUGGAAUAUCAGGCAUGUGUCUUAGAAAAACAGAUCUCCGUCAGAUGUGAAGGACGUUGCCCGUGUCCUUCGGAUAAGUCCACAAGUACAAGCAGAAAUGUCAAGAGAGCAUGUAGUGACCUGGAAUUCAGAGAAGUUGCAAACAGAUUGCGGGACUGGUUCAAGGCCCUUCAUGAAAGUGGAAGCCAAAAUAAGAAGACAAAAGCAUUACUGAGGCCUGAGAGAAGCAGAUUUGAUACCAGUAUUUUGCCAAUUUGCAAAGAUUCACUUGGCUGGAUGUUUAACAGACUUGAUACAAACUAUGACCUAUUACUGGACCAGUCAGAGCUUGGAAGCAUUUACCUGGAUAAGAAUGAACAGUGUACAAAGGCAUUCUUUAAUUCUUGUGACACGUACAAGGACAGUUUGAUAUCUAACAAUGAAUGGUGCUACUGCUUCCAGAGACAGCAAGACCCACCUUGCCAGACGGAGCUCAGCAAUAUCCAGAAGUGGCAAGGAAUAAAGAAGCUCCUGGGACAGUACAUUCCACUGUGUGAUGAAGAUGGUUAUUACAAGCCCACACAAUGCCAUGGCAGUGUUGGGCAGUGCUGGUGUGUGGACAGAUAUGGAAAUGAAGUCAUGGGAUCCAGAACUAAUGGUGUUGCAGGUUGUGCUAUCGAUUUUGAGAUCUCUGGAGAUUUUGCGAGUGGAGAUUUUCAUGAAUGGACUGAUGAUGAAGAAAAUGAAGAUGAUAUUAUGAAUGAUGAAGAUGAAAUUGAAGAUGAUGAUGAAGAUGAAGGGGAUGAUGAUGAUGAUGAUGGUGAUGAUCAUGAUGGGUACAUCUGAUUGAUGAGAGCUGAGAUCAAUAAACUUUAAAUUUCUAUUAUUUACAAAGUGAUAGCCCUAUUGAGAAUUACCUUCUUGCCCCCAAACAAAAUGAUUCUAAAACUCACAUAUAUUUUGUAUAAUUAUUUCAAAUAUUGCAACUAAAGUCAUAGAACUUUAUGUUUAAAUAAGAAUAAUUUACUUUGAGUGUUUUAUGCCUUAGAGAAAAAGAAAGCAAAUAUGGAGUCUAGCCAGAAGAAAGAAAGUUAUGAAGAGUUACUGAUAAAAUUCAUAAGAACUAUGUAAAUCUCCCACAAACAAAAUAACAUUCAAUGCUUGAGAUCAUCUGUGUUAUUUUUCUGAGAGAUAUCCUAAAUUAAAUGUACAAAAACUUAUUGGUGACCUGGGUCCCAAGGAUUUUAUGAAACUAUGCAUGACCUUAACUGGAAUUCCAAAGUAGCAUCUUCCCCAACCUAGAGCGUGUUCGUGAUGAGUGAGGGGAUACCACAGGGUAAGAAAAAUAAACUGACGAUUGUAGAGUCCUCCAUCUUAUUUACAUUAUUAGUGACUUUUUAAAUUAUGCAAUUAUUCUGGAUAUGAUAAGAUAUUUUACGAAAUGGCAAGAAAGGAAAUCUAUGGAUUCUGAAAGUUUAAAACUUAUCUGUCUUUUCUAAUUUUUAUUUUAAUUUGGAUAGCAGUUCCAUGUAGAUGUUUUUUAUAUUCUUAAACAGCAUGAUUUCUUUACCUUUCCAAGUUUCUUUAUCUUUCUGACCAGCAACUUAGGGUGCAGAACUUAAAGUAGAAGACAAAGGGAAAGAUUCAUUUAAAGCAUAUUUUCACAUACAGUUUGUCAUUUGCCCCAAUGUCAAAUAUAAAAAUCUUAGUUUUUGUUUUAUUUCCUAUUUUAGAUAAAAAUUUGCAUUUAAUCUAAGAAUUAUACCAUUUUUGUUACUAGUGUCAAAACUUAGAGAACGUAUUGUAUGGUGCCUUGCAAAAUAGAAAUAGAAAGAUUUUAGCAUGCAUACCAAUAUAGGAUAUUAGGCAAUAUAUAAGCACACCUAAUUAACAGAUUAAUACCAGUCAAGGUACUGCUGCUGCUGGAAUGAAGAAAAUGGAAUAUGUUUCUUUCUUUUUUUCUAUUGUUACAUACUUGCCAUGUGGACUUGUUUAUGAUUAUUGUGUAGAGUAGCAUUUAAGAUUUAACUGUAACAAAAAUUAAUUGCUAUACUUAAGUUAGCAUGUUAAUUAAUUGUGUGGACAUUUUGGCACACCUUCAUUUUUAAGUAUAUCAGACCUAUGGUUUUGUGCCCAUAAUAAAAAUGGAAAAAACUUGUCGAAUAUUUCACCUUGGUAUUAUAAUUUAAACAGUGGGUCAACUGGUCUCCCAAUAUAUAUAUAAUUCAUUGAAAGGAAAAUUGGUGGAUUCUUUCCAUUUGAUUAAUACACACUAAAAAAGAAACUUCAAUGUUAACUUUAUGUAAUAUUUAAAGUAUACUGCAUUUUCUUUUUUUACUGUUUAUGUAUAGUUUAAAAAAUAAAGAAUCUUGUAACCAAA
Molecule: messenger RNA, 2987 nt
Organism: Pteropus alecto (black flying fox)
Lineage: Eukaryota; Metazoa; Chordata; Mammalia; Chiroptera; Pteropodidae
Gene: SPOCK3
Product: SPARC (osteonectin), cwcv and kazal like domains proteoglycan 3
Exons: 12
Coding region: 140-1453 (437 amino acids)
Molecular function (GO): protein binding; calcium ion binding
Source: RefSeq, a predicted model, not a curated record